Durotheca rogersii is the source of this 3972-nucleotide messenger RNA. Its product is annotated as DDHD domain-containing protein. Lineage: Eukaryota; Fungi; Ascomycota; Sordariomycetes; Xylariales; Xylariaceae. Gene Ontology annotation, cellular component: cytoplasm. Gene Ontology annotation, molecular function: metal ion binding; glycerophospholipase activity. The transcript has 2 exons. Bases 514 to 3576 code for a protein of 1020 amino acids. The record is from RefSeq and is a predicted model, not a curated record.
CAUAUGCAAGCUUCCCAUAUCCGCGAUCUCCUCCUCGUCGGUGUGCAAGACCUGGCGAAUUCUGCCUCCUCCGCCUCCUAGCCAUCUUAGACCUGCCUCGACCUCCCGAAACAUGAGGUAUCUCGCUGUCGUGAACCGCCGACGAACAGGCUCAGACCCUAUUUGAACCGGACCGUCCUUGUGCCGUCGGCUGACUGACUGGCUUAUUCUCCGCCCUCGCAUGCGAGUGGCCGCCUCAGCCUACAGACCGACGGAACAGCCAACGGCUUCCAAUCCUAGGCACCCGCCGUUUCCGGAGGAUGCCUUCGUUACCGCGGCUUCCUUCUCGUUACAUCGUGUCGACCCUGUAUCCUUGUGCGCGAUAGAUUCCACCUGUCAACUUGGAGGAGGUAGGGCAGAUUGGCAGAGAUCAACAACACUUGAAAAGCUUCACUUCUUCCUUCGCUUGCUUUACCGUCUUUCCUUCGGGUAACCCGAGCCAUUUUAAGUAGAUGAUUCUAAUAGCCACCGACGAUGCCUCCAAUCAACUUCGUCAGCUACGGUGAGGCUCUGAAGGCACACAACUUUGGUUCCAAGUGUCGACUCGCUCCCGUCUCCCGCCCCUCGCCGUCUUCCGAUGCCGACGGCAUCCCUCCAGUCAACGCCCAGUACUUCUACGCAUCGUCUGUCCCCAUCGACGACCCCCUUUCCACCACGACCGUUACCGCCGUAGCCGACCCGAAAUCCUCGAGGAGCAGCCUCCGUCCCUUCUCUCCGGGAGACAACAAUGCCUUAGAGAAGGCUUGGUUGAGCCUCUCUUCUGACAUUUAUCGCGAGAACCACACGAACGCCCGGCAAAACCGUGCCCCUAGCUCUUCUCUUAUCGAGUUAAAUACUCAGAAGCUAGGCAACAUUGUACAUCAGUUAGCUGCGCAACAUGUUGAAAAGCAUGCACGCGAGGGCCUGGCUCGGGAGAAGACCUUAUCUACGGUUAGGACUCUAUCGGAGCCGGAAACGACGACACCGUUGUGCUGCCCCGACCUCCUUAUCGAUGCUGGCAUCGCCCUGCGCGCCUCUUUCUGCACCGUCGCUCGCCGGAGGCAACGCGACCUUGACCGGGAAGCUGUUGCUCAGGCCGUCAUGGGUGAGAUGAGCACGUUGCGUGCUGAUUCGACGUCGGCCCCGGCCACAGGACGGCGUGUGCUGUCGAAUAGCGGCCGGCCAUCAAGCCAGCCGCAGAUGGAGCAGAAUUGUUCUAGUGAGCCGCUCAGCAGCAAACAACCAGGCGGCAUUCCUUAUCCAGAGUCGAUGCCCCAAAUGCCGCAUCAGGGCAUUUCUUCGACAGACAGGAAUUUCGGCGGAUCUACUCCUACCAAAUCAUCGUUCUUGAACGAUGGUAUUUCAGGUAGGCCUUUCGCCCGCGCAGGCACACCGGAGUCCUCCACGUUUUCCCCUCCUCCGUCCCUACCGAGGAACGCCGCUACGUGGCAAUCUACCAGGCCAGCCGAGAGGGGGAGCGAUGAGUUAGAGUCCCGACUCCAGCCACAGGAGAGCUUGAAAUCUUCUACAUCCCGGCCUGCGGAGAGCCUAGGAGCACCGACUUCGGUUGAGGUGACAGUUGGCAUAUCUCGGCUGCACGAAGUAUCGCUUCCUGCCUUGCAGAUGAAGCCCAUUUACUGGUCUCCCGUCAAUGAUAUCGCCACCGUAUUCCGGGCCACUUGGUUCUAUCGGGAUGAUAUGCGGCCCAUUGAUCCUACCGUGGCCAACCAACUUGAAGCCGGAUACCGAGAGCUUAAACCGCAUACCGAAACGUGGCUCGACGAACUUAGAUGUGCUGUGGAAGUCGGUCCUCUUGGCGAAGAGAAAGUCUCGCAUCCUCUUUGGCCCAAGCCGCCGAGCAAGCCUCCGAGAAAGGCCGGUGGCCCAACGGAGCCGCCCAUUUCUAGUAAUCCGUUCUGCGCUGCUCGGUGUUUCCGCGGCGAAGCAGCUGCAGAGGGCAGCCUAAUACCAACUCCGAACGAAGACGACUCUCCUCCGUCCCAAGCCCACAGGAAGUUCGACCAGUAUCAUGUAAUUUACAAAAAUGAGACGACCGCAUAUCUGCUCAAGCCAAGCCUGAAGCCCUCGGCGUACUACGGUCGUCGACCCGUCGCGAAGAUACUUAGGGGUAUCACCAUCGGGAUUCCUGUGGUGAGGGGGUUCGACUAUGAGGUGUGGUUGAAGAAGCACGAAAAGAAACAAGACAUAUCCGUCCGGCUAACCCCGCCAAUUUCGAACGAUUCCCCGGGGAUCGUAGAGAAUGAUGCCUGCUCAGCCUGCAAGGCUGAUGAGAAACGGGGAAACAUCACUGAUCUAGUUCUAGUCAUCCAUGGCAUCGGCCAGAAGUUGGCAGAGCGAGUGGAAAAUUACCAUUUCACCCACGCCAUAAAUUCUUUUCGUCGAGCUGUGAAUAUUGAAUUGCGGAGCGAUGCUGUCAGAGGGGCGUUGAGGCAAGGCCAAAACGGCAUCAUGGUUCUCCCAGUCAACUGGAGACAUAACUUGUCAUUCGAAGAAGGUGGCCUGAUGAAGGAAGAGGAUAAGGCCCACCACAGACCCGGCGACUUCACCUUGAAGGAUAUCGAGCCCGACACUAUUCCUGCCGUUCGGAGUAUGAUAUCCGAUGUCAUGUUUGACAUUCCGUUCUAUAUGUCGCAUCAUAAGCCCAAGAUGGUCGCUGCUAUGGUGAGCGAAGCAAAUCGCGUCUACAGGCUCUGGUGCCGAAACAAUCCCAGCUUCUCGGAGCACGGUAGGGUUCACGUCAUCGGUCACUCUCUGGGUAGCGUGAUGGCCAUCGAAGUGUUAUCGAGGCAACCAACUAUCUUACCAGCUCUGGAACCAACGCAGCCGCUCAAGACAAAGCACUUCGAGUUCGACACCAAGAACUUGUUCCUUCUCGGAAGUCCCGCCGCGUUCUUCUUGCUCCUCGAAAGAGGUGCAUUAUUGCCCAGGAGAGGGCGCCGGAAGCCAGGGGCUAACUUGAGCGACAUCACGUCGAAGGAUAUCGUUGGGGAAGCCGGUUCGUUCGGCUGCCUAGCCGUCGACAAUAUUUAUAACGUCCUGGCCCGGGAAGACGCCGUCGCCUACCUACUCAACGGCACUAUCGACCCAACAUACGCAGCUAGCCUAAAGACGGCGUAUGUACCCAGCACGUCUGUCUCGUUUCUGCAAUCCGUGGGCAAUGCGAUGCUGAGCAUCGUGCCCGGAGCGUCGUCUUCGUCGGCUGCCGGCGCCGGCGCGGCCGUGCCGAGGCCGUCGACCCUGCGCCUCCCGUCGCAGCUCGAGCUCGAGGUGCACGACUUCUCGCGCGAGGAGGUGGCGGAGAAGAAGGCGUUCCUGCUCAACGACAACGGCCAGAUCGACUACUUCCUGCGGUCGGGGGGCGGGCCGCUCGAGCUGCAGUACCUCAACAUGCUGAGCGCGCACUCGAGCUACUGGGCCAGCGCCGACCUCAUCCGCAUGCUCUGCAUGGAGAUCGGCAGGAACCCGGGCAAGGCGAACACGCUGCCGGCGAUGCGGGCGGUCAAGGCGGCGAAGAGGGCGAUCCCCCCGUCAGUCUGACGCGAGGGCUAGGCGGCUAACCGUGAUCCUUGAACCCGGAACGAAUCUAAGUUUAGAGGGAAGAGUUUAUGGUUGAAGUUAGAAUGGUAUGGACGGAUUGCACACGCAUAUAAACGGUCAGGGUAUAUCGCGCACAAGGGAUGCGUAGCUAAGGUUAAUCGGUUCGUAAUUUGCAAAAAGACAUCAUCCCUACGGACUCUGGUCGGGUUAUUGAGCAUUAUUUUCUUUUUCUUUUUUUUUUUCUCUUUUUCAGACCGCAGGCGUUCCCUUGAUACAGGGCAGGACAGGACAGGAUGGCAUAGCAUACUCAUAGGAAAGUAGCUGGCUGGGUAGCUACCUCAACACACCUAUUCACAUAGAACUACUAGACGUCAAAUACACCAUAAUAAGGCCGAU